Molecule: messenger RNA, 1375 nt
Organism: Bombyx mandarina (wild silkworm)
Lineage: Eukaryota; Metazoa; Arthropoda; Insecta; Lepidoptera; Bombycidae
Product: putative nuclease HARBI1
Source: RefSeq, a predicted model, not a curated record
UAAUUCAAAAUUCGUUUUCACCAACCUUUAGGUAUCUCCUAAGUUCUUAAAAGGCUCCCUAAAUUUAGGAACCCGAUUUUUCGUUCCUUAACUGUCUCCUAACACUAGAAGACAGUUUUAUGUCUGCUGUCAUCUUUUUCAAUACUAACAUUCAAAAGGUUUGAAAACGAUUUCUACAAUGGACGAUGAUUUAACUCUAUUUUUAGAAAGUUUGGAAGCAGUUGAGUCUUUACAGUUAGUUUCUAGUAAUUCUGUAUUUAGAAGGCCACGCUUGUAUCGUCAAAGAACUGAAGAUUUCGAAAAAUACGAUGACAAAGACUUUGUCUUUAGGUAUAGGCUAUCGAAAGAAACUGUGCUAUUUUUAUUAGAAAAAAUUGAACAUCUGCUAGAAUAUAAGGAUAAUAGAAAUCAGUCAGUGACACCUUUGACCCAGCUUUUAUGCACGCUAAGAUACUUUGCCACUGGGAAUUUUUUGUUAACUGUUGGAGAUUUGUGUGGAAUUAGUGUGGCUACUAGUAGUCGCAUCAUCAAAAGAGUUGCAAAUGCCAUAGUGACCUUACGAAAAGAAUUCAUACGGUUCCCAAACUCGCAAGAAGAGAUCUCCACAGUCAAAGGACAGUUUUACAAAAUAGCAAGAUUUCCUAACGUACUCGGUUGUAUUGAUUGUACGCAUGUGAAAAUUCAAUCACCUGGUGGUGAUGAUGCAGAGAUAUUUAGGAAUCGCAAGUCCUAUAUGUCUAUUAAUGUGCAGACUAUAAGUGAUGCCAACUUAUUAAUAACAGAUGUUGUUGCUCGCUGGCCAGGCUCAACACAUGACUCCACCAUAUACCAAAAUAGUCAAAGGCACCGUGUGUUUGAAAGUGGAGCUUACAAUGUUGCAUAUCUCUUAGGGGACAGUGGAUAUCCUUUGAAGAGUCAUCUUUUGACUCCAUACUUGAACCCUUCAACUCAUGGAGAAAGAAAGUAUAAUGAAGCUCACAUAAAAACAAGGAACACUGUUGAACGUCAGUAUGGUGUUUUAAAAAGAAGAUUCCCUGUUUUAGCUGUAGGUUUAAGGUUAAAACUGACAACUUCUGUGCACGUGAUAUUGGCCUGCUGUAUCUUGCACAAUAUAUGCAUUAUAAGAAAGGAACAAGAUCCUAUAAAUGAUGGCAGCAUUCCAAAUUUAGAAGAGUUGAUACAAAAUGGACAAAUUCCUCCUACUCAUAAUAUUGCAGCUGAUCAUAGUUAUGGAUUUCAGAGAAAUUAUAUGACACAAUAUUUUGGAAAUCUUACCAACAGAAAUUAAAAUAUAUGAUUAUUUAAAAAUCUUUUUUUACCCUGUAGAUGAAAAGUAAUGUUUUUGGAGUGAACGAGUGUUUGAGUAAAUUUUAAU